Acromyrmex echinatior (Panamanian leafcutter ant) is the source of this 2215-nucleotide messenger RNA. Its product is annotated as alpha1,4-N-acetylgalactosaminyltransferase 1. The record is from RefSeq and is a predicted model, not a curated record. Gene Ontology annotation, biological process: glycosphingolipid biosynthetic process. Lineage: Eukaryota; Metazoa; Arthropoda; Insecta; Hymenoptera; Formicidae. Gene Ontology annotation, molecular function: alpha-1,4-N-acetylgalactosaminyltransferase activity.
UACUUGGUUCAGACUCUAACCACAUCAGCCUAAAUCAUUUCUACUAGUCGCGAGAUAAUGCUCGGGAAAGAGACAUUCGUUCCCGAUUGUAUACUCUGAUAUUAUUCCAACUGAAGUGUUCAUUUCCCGAAUUCGUCAUGAACUGUCGGUCCUCAACGAGAGAAUCGAUACGGGUAGUGGAACGGGGUGGCUGCAGUUUACUAGGGUGACUAACACACAUCGUAACGCGUUUGUCAUAUUAAAUUCGACGAUUCUUUCCAAAAUCGACGAAAUAACUUUUAUAGAGGUAUCACGGGGUUAUUGCUUUACAAUAACAAUAAUUUGUCAAUAAUUGAUAAUGUAACAAUUUUGUUGCUGAUAUUUCCUGUAGCGGUCGGUAAUUCGAUCCCGCCGAUGACAGGAUACACGCUUACGUAGUGUAUAAUGGUGUGUAAUAAUUUUAUCCGCGCAUCCCUCAUAUACUCGAAUAUACGCGCGGGGUACUCGUAAUUAUUUGAUGAGCUUGCUUGAAAAAAACAACGCCUGCUUAUUCUCAUCGCGACGAUUUUGCUGCAGUGCCAGAUCGAAGUUCAAUUGAUGCGUAACGCCCUCUCAUUCUGGACAAAAAAUUGGAAUGCGACGAAAGUUUGUUCUCCAUUCCAGGUAUUCCAUUAACUGAUUAAUUUUUCCCUUGCGUGUAAACACGAGCGUGGCGUAUUAAUGUGUAAGCGGAAAAAAGAACAUGCAAUAAUUUGCAUUCUGAAAGAAAAUAAUUUAAACGUCAUAAAUACUAAUUUUAGAUGGUAAAAAAAAUAAUGACAUCGUCAUUGUGUUGAAUCAUGAUAACUGGAGAAGAUACUUAACACGAAAGAACGUGAAUUUACGAGGUGAUAAAGCAGUAUAGCAUAGUCCAAUGAGAAAAUUCAAAAUGAAGAAGAGAUUAUUGUGGUGCGGUUUCACUUUCGCCGUCGUGCUUCUCAUCCUUAUGAUUUCGACUGAGAGUAACAUCAUCCAAAGAAUACCGUUUCUCGACGUGACGACAGUCAACGAUAUCAGAUGCUACGAUGAAGUUUCGACUACAAAAAGCAGCCUUGAUUUUGAUUCGGAAACAAAUUAUAUCGAUAAGCCAACAUCAGGUAGGAACAUCUUCUUCCAUGAGACUUCUUGUUUCGGCGACGAGGGCCUGACAUUAAAUGCCCGACAAGCUUGUGCCAUAGAAUCGGCAGCACGGAUGAACCCGUCAAUGACCGUGUAUUUGCUAUUCAUCAGUAAAUCGGAGUUCUCGAACAGUACACGCGAGAUCGUCAGGCAUCUUCUUAAUUAUUCCAAUGUCAGGAUCCGUCAUAUCGAUCCGCAGAAAUACGUGAAGGAGACGCCCUUGGAUGCAUGGUAUACCAGUGGCGUCUUAAAGAAAAGCCAUUGGCCGGUCAGUCAUAUGUCAGAUAUACUGCGUUAUCUGACUUUGUGGAAAUAUGGCGGUAUCUACCUCGAUCUCGACGUAGUAGUCACCAGUUCGCUAGAGAAUUUGACAAAUUUUGCUGGCGCAGAGGACUGGGACGAUGUUGCUGCCGGCGUCAUGGGGUUCGACUUGUCGAAGCUGGGUCGACGCGUGGCUGAUGCUUGCGUGCGUGAUCUCAGAAAGAAUUUUCGCGGCGACGUCUGGGGUAACAAUGGACCCGGAGUCAUCACAAGGACAUUGCAGAAACUCUGCGCGACGACAUAUGCACGUGAUAUGACAACCAACCGUUGCCACGGCUUCACAGUAUAUUCGCCGUCGGUUUUCUAUCCGAUUCAUUAUAAAAAAUGGAAGAAAUAUUUUGAGAUAAAAGACAGCAAUGUGACUUUGAAGAUAUUGAACAAGGCGAAAGCGAUUCACGUAUGGAAUAAUUUGAGCAAGGCCGAAAAGGUGCGAGUGAAUAGCAAUGUACCGUAUGCCGUUAUCGCACGGAAUUAUUGUCCUCAUGUUUUCAAUAAUUGCGGCAAAAUAUUUUGAACUUAAGCAUAGGUAGGAUAAAAAAUGGAAUACUUAUUUCAUCUCACAAUAUUGAAAAUAUUCCAUAUGAGAAAACAUUUCACGUAGAAUGAGAUUGUCUAAAUGCAAUCGAAAAAGCGAUAAUAUUGCAUAAAAUGCAUUUAACGAGACAAAGGCUGAUUUAGAAAAGUAUUCUAUUCACUCUACUUUUUUUGUGAGCAAUAAAUUUCUGUAAAUAUAUUUUAUAACGUCUGUUAAAGACCA